UUUCAAAUUUUCAUUAUAUUUAAAAUUAUUUUAAUAUACUUAUUAGUGAAGCUGUGCAUAAAAUGAAUGCAUUAAAAGCUUUUGUACAACGCCGAAAUCCUUGUUUUUUAGUCAAUCGCACAGUUACGACUAAAAAGAAAUUUCAUGAUCCUAGCGAAGAAGAUGAGCUUCCAAUUUUCAAGUAUCCACUCAGCAAAAGUACAGAUAAACGUGUUUAUGUAUGGGGGUUGGCCGAGACGGGCGCUCUAGGUAUACACUUACCAAGAGGAAAGAAAAAGGGAAAAAAUGCAUACAAAAACAAUUUUACACUAGUCUGGCAUCCUAUGAGGUCAAGUUUUUGUGAAAGAUUUGAUGUUACCAAAAUAGCUUGUGGCUAUGGAUUCACAGUUGCAGCAGUAAACACUAGCGAGCAGCACAAAGUGUUUGGCACUGGCAUCAACACAGACUCACAGAUUGGCUACCAUGCUCCAAGGAUCGGCCAUCCUCUAGAAUUGCUACUGAGUCCUGCACCCAUUUAUAUACCCUACAAAUCAUUAGAGACAAAGGUUACAGGCUUAGCAGCCGGGAGAGCUCACACAUUAGUUCUAACAGACAAUGAGGGCGUGUUCACACUAGGCAACAAUGCAUACGGCCAGUGUGGUCGGAAGAUUAAGGAGAAUGAGGAGUAUAGAGGUAGCAUGUUGUCUCACAACAUCAAGAGACUUGAUAAUGAAAAGAUAAUAGAUGUGUGCUGUGGACAGGAUCACAGCUUGUUCAUAACAGAAUCUGGAAAAGUUUUCUCAUGUGGCUGGAGUGCAGAUGGCCAAACUGGUCUAGGAACUUUCAAGAAUCAGGAAUAUCCUGCCCAAGUGAAAGGGGACAUCACAAGUGAGAGAAUAGUCAAGUUGGCUUCCACUUCCGAUUGUGUUUUAGCUUUGAAUGAAAAUGGUGAACUGUUUGGCUGGGGAAAUUCUGAGUAUGGACAAGUGCCAAUGACUACCAAGCAACAACAAGUUAAUAUGUCAUACGCUCUUGUGAACUUCACCAAAGGUCUUGGGAAAAUAGUGGACAUUGCUGCUGGAGGCUCCUUCUGCUUGAUUUGUAAUGAACAAGGUGAUGCUUUUGUGUGGGGCUUUGGUUUACUGGGUCUUGGCCCUAAUGUGCAACAUGCAUCAGUACCAAAAUUAAUCCCACCACCAUUAUUCGGAAGAAAUGAAUUUAAUACUGACACAAUGGUUAAGAAAGUAGCUUGUGGCAUCUCACACUUGAUGGCUAUAACCAAUCAGGGAGACCUCUACGCCUGGGGACGAAACCGACACGGCUGCUUGGGACUUGGACAUUCUAAGGAUCAAAAUUUUCCGCUGAAAGUGAAUAUUGGUGCACACGUAACAGAUGUAAAGUGUAGCGUUGAUCACACUGUUGCUAUGUGCAAACCGUUUGCAUAGACUUAAGUUGUAAACUCAAAGUAAUUUUCAAGUAUUGUGAUAAUGUAAAUACUAAAUAUAGUUUAAUAAACAACUCUGUUAAGAAU
Molecule: messenger RNA, 1510 nt
Organism: Aricia agestis (brown argus)
Lineage: Eukaryota; Metazoa; Arthropoda; Insecta; Lepidoptera; Lycaenidae
Product: RCC1-like G exchanging factor-like protein
Exons: 7
Coding region: 63-1424 (453 amino acids)
Source: RefSeq, a predicted model, not a curated record